CCGCCUCUUCUGCCGCCCGAGCGCAGUCGCCGUUGGGGCGCGCUGGGGCAGCGCCGCCGUCGCCUGUCCGGAACCGGAGCGCGGCGGCGGGGCGGAUGGAGGCGGCCUACGUGUACCGCCUGGCGGCCGCGCUGGGCUCAGAGCUACAGCGGCUCUCGGAGGACUUCGGGACGGCCGCCCUGGCCGGGCUGGUCGCGCAGGUGGUGAGGCUCCUGGAGUUGCUGGAGACGCUGGCGGCGGGCGGGCUCGGCGGGGCUCCCGAACCGCUGCUGGGAGCGUCGUCGGACGAGGAAGCGCCCGGUGCCGCCGCCGCCGCCGCAGAGGAUUCGCGGCAGGUGGCGGAGCAGCGGCUGGCCGAAGCCCUGCAGCGGGAGCGGCGCCUCCAGAGCCGGCUGGCCCAGCUGGAAGAGGAGCAGCAGCGCGCCUUGAGCCGCCUGGCGGGGGGCCAAGCCCAGGAAGACGGCCCCGGGCGCCAAGAGCGGGAGCUGAUGCUGCAGCUGAAGGAGGUGGUGGACCGUCAGCGGGACAAGAUCCGUGCCCAGGACCACGAGAUCCAGCGCAAGGCCUGCGACACGGAGGCUCUGCAGGAGCAGCUCAGCCGCUUCAUGACCAUGAACGAGAACCUGCGCCGGAAGCUGGCUGCGGUGCAGGUCCAGCUCAGGAGCGCCCUGGAGAGGAAGGGGGAGGCGGAGGCCCUCUGGGAAGCGGAAAGGCGUGGCAGAGCAGCGGAGCCCGCCAGGACUGGCAGCCCCACGGAACGGGAGGAGGGGGAUGUGGGAGGGGCUACAGUCCCCCCAGAACACCCCCCUGACCGGCGCAGCUUCUCGAAGGAAGAGCUGGAACAGAUCCUUCAAGAACGCAACGAGCUCAAGACCAGCCUCUUCUUGGUGGAGGAGGAGUUGGCCUACUACCAGCGGGAGCUGCUUAAAGGGGAGCGAGUCCCUGCCCUCCUCCUGCAUGCAGUGAAAACCGCCAUCAAGAAGCAGCGCAAGAAGAUCUGGGCCAAGAUGCUGGGCACAGAGGAGUCGUCAGCGGGCAGGGAGGAGGAAGAGGAAGAGGAAGAAGAGGAGGAAGGGGAGGGGUGGCCAAUAGGCUCUCCUGGCUCUGACUGCACCGAUAGCCCCCUGCCCGAGUCCAGGAUCAAGAGCUUCUUCAACCAGUGGUAUCGCAGAACCUCCCAGCCCAGCUCCCCGGAAAGCAGGCCUGGAACCUGGGAGAUCAUCAACGCAGAAGAUGUGGGCCCAGGAGAAGAGCAGAGGGAAGAAAGGCCCACCGGGAGCUCUUCUUCCCCAGGCCCAGCUUCCCCACUUACUUGAGCCUGGACACUGCUGGACUGGCAGCUCCGCCCUUCUGGGCUCCAGGAGAGAUGCUUUGGGGAAUCGCUGGCCCGGCUUUGCCAGGGCAAGCCUGGGGGCCUUGCCCUCCCAGACCCCUUGCCCCCUCCAACGAGGCUGCUCCCUGUGCAGAGGGCAGCCAGAACCUGCCUUGCGAGCGCUGUGCCCAGAACUGGCUGCCUGACCUCUGUCCUGGGCACCUUCUACCUGGCCCUCCCUCCACACAAGGUUGUGCCUUCUGGGAGCUCCCUGGAGCAAGAGUUGUACCCUGUCCUGUGCCUGCAGUCUUCCAGGAUGGGCAGCGAGUGUGCAACCUUAACAUUUAACACCAAAACAAUAAGGACAAUAAAAUGGAAAACGUGCA
This is a messenger RNA of Thamnophis elegans (Western terrestrial garter snake), 1698 nucleotides long. It is a transcript of the gene RILP, whose product is annotated as Rab interacting lysosomal protein. The transcript is spliced from 8 exons. The record is from RefSeq and is a predicted model, not a curated record. Gene Ontology annotation, molecular function: protein dimerization activity. NCBI's taxonomy places the organism in Eukaryota, Metazoa, Chordata, Lepidosauria, Squamata, Natricidae. Gene Ontology annotation, biological process: cilium assembly. Gene Ontology annotation, cellular component: ciliary basal body; cytoplasm. Bases 96 to 1316 code for a protein of 406 amino acids.